This is a messenger RNA of Anthostomella pinea, 669 nucleotides long. The record is from the annotation of a GenBank genome assembly. NCBI's taxonomy places the organism in Eukaryota, Fungi, Ascomycota, Sordariomycetes, Xylariales, Xylariaceae.
AUGGCGGCUUCUCUCCAAGCUAGCAGUCCUGUUGACGCAGUGUCAGAGGUCGACAACCAGUUCAAAGGCCCGGUCGUCACGUCUCGCCUAGAACAUGGGCAGAUGCAAGAGUAUCUCGAAUCGCUACGAUCCCUGGUCCAGGUCUGCGUGAACCCGGAUCCUCCAACAUCAUCACUCGGCUUCUUGGCACCUGUGUCGGACGACGAGGCAGACUCGUACUGGCACUCCAUAUCGCAGAAACUAGCCGAACAACCGCCAACGCUGCACCUGUUCGUGGUGGCGACCGACUCCACGCCCACAGUCGUCCUCGCCACCGCUCAGCUCCACACUAUCCCCAAGGUGACGCACCAGCACCGCGCCAAGAUCGCGAAGGUGCUGGUCCAUCCGUCGGCUCGUCGGAAGGGAAUCGCCAAGGCUCUCAUGCGGCACGUGGAGGUGUUCGCGAGGGACGAGCUGAAGAGGGAAAUCCUCAUGCUUGAUACGGCUACUGAGACGCCGGCUCGGGAGUUCUACAAGAGCAUUGGAUGGGCGGAGUGGGGGACUUGUCCGGAGUAUGGCCAAUUUGCUGAUGGGAGGAGGGCUGAUGUGACCUUUUUUGUCAAAAAGCUACGGGGACUAGAUGGUCGUCAUCACAACUUCAACAAGAAAGGAGUCCGGCCGCAAGCCUAG